This is a messenger RNA of Fusarium musae, 2706 nucleotides long. RefSeq lists its product as uncharacterized. Gene Ontology annotation, cellular component: fungal-type vacuole membrane; PAS complex; endosome membrane. Gene Ontology annotation, biological process: positive regulation of kinase activity; phosphatidylinositol biosynthetic process. The transcript has 9 exons. NCBI's taxonomy places the organism in Eukaryota, Fungi, Ascomycota, Sordariomycetes, Hypocreales, Nectriaceae. The coding region runs from base 1 to 2706 and encodes 901 amino acids. The record is from RefSeq and is a predicted model, not a curated record.
AUGGAUGCCAACAUCCAACGUGCCCUUAAUGAUAAGCUCUACGACAAACGCAAGAUCGGGGCUCUGGAGCUUGAACGUGUAAUUAGAGAUCUCGUCAGUGUCAAGGACUAUCAGCGAGUCCAUGAUAUUCUGGAGCAGCUGUGUAAUGACUAUGCGUACGCUGUGCAUCAGCCUCAUGCUAGAAAUGGCGGUUUAAUAGGCCUCGCUGCCGCCGCUAUUGCGCUUGGUCCGGAACUACCGAGAUAUCUCGCCAAGAUUGUCCCCCCUGUCCUAGCAUGUUUCACCGACCAAGAUGCAAGAGUAAGGUAUUAUGCUUGCGAGGCCAUGUACAAUAUAGCCAAGGUUGCAAAGGGAGAAAUAUUGGUGUAUUUUAAUAGUAUCUUUGAUCAGCUUUGCAAGCUUGGGGCGGACUCGGAGCUGUCAGUCAAAAACGGAGCGGAACUGCUGGAUCGACUCGUAAAAGAUAUUGUAUCUGAGUCUGCUGCUUCAUAUGUCUCUAUCCUCGAGACACCGCCGGAGUUCGAUGGCGAUGACAAAGUGUCGCUAGGCGAGAACUCUCACUUGCCAACAGCGUUCUCCCUGCCUCGAUUUAUCCCACUCUUGAAAGAGCGCAUUUGGGUUAUUAAUCCUUUCACUCGGCAGUUCCUCGUGGGAUGGAUCACGUUACUCGAUUCUAUACCCGACCUGGAGCUUGUCACGUAUCUCCCGGACUUCCUUGGAGGUCUUCUCAAGUUCCUAUCUGACCAGAAUUCGGACGUGAGGGUUGCCACACAAACCUGCUUGGAUAAGUUUUUGAACGAGAUCAAGCGCAUUGCGCGUAUAAAGAAGGGCAUCUUGGAAAGCAAACGGUCUAAAGAGGGUGCCAAGCGGAAACGACAAGACUCAAUCGAUAGCGAAUCGAUAAACCCUGACUUUGAGGAAGGAGAUGAGCUCGACUCAGACGCCGCACUCGAUGAUGAUGACGAUAGUGGAGAGGAUUGGAUUCCCGGACAAGAUGUCGAGAUAAACUACAAGGAGAUUCUUCAGAUACUUACUGCCACGCUCGAUUCUCCGCUAGAGGAGGAUUGUCUCCUCGAGUCACUAAGAUGGGUUGUUGAAUUUCUAGAUAUUUGCCCUGAAGAAGUCCUUCCCUUUACGCCCAAGAUCCUCGCCCAUAUGCUUCCAGCUAUGGCCAGCACCAAAGAGACCAUCCAUCAAGCAGCAACCCGGGUCAACACAUGCCUGAUGGACUAUGUCGUUUCGCUCUCUGACGACUCGGAGUUGAGUCAACCGCCGCCUCCUGCUCAACCGCCUCAACACCUCUCAACCUCUCGACUGUCAGUUCCCGGAGAAAAGGGGCCCGAGGGCAACAACAGCAACAGAGCAUCCCCAUCAAGCUCCAGAGACCUCGAUCUCCGCAGUCCUACACCUGCUCAAGGCCGCUCAAUAUCGACUCCCGCUGAUAUCAAUGUUACGCAGACACAAGCUGAUCUGGACUACGCCGCCGCCGUCAACUCUCUGACUCUCCUCUUCCUCAACGAUCACGAAGCGACCCGGGUGGCGGCCUUGACGUGGCUUAUUAUGCUACACAGGAAAGCUCCCCGAAAGGUCCUCGCUUUCAACGAUGGCACGUUCCCAGCGUUGCUCAAGACAUUAUCCGAUCCCUCAGACGCCGUGGUUACCAAGGAUCUUCAACUUCUCUCGCAAAUCUCAAGGAAUACGGAGGACGACUACUUUGCAAAUUUCAUGGUCAAUCUCUUACAACUUUUCUCAACAGAUCGAAAGCUGCUUGAAACUCGAGGAAAUCUCAUUAUUCGGCAACUGUGUUUAAGCUUGAGCCCAGAGAGGAUUUACAGGACACUGGCAGACUGCAUCGAGAAAGAGGAAGACGUCGAAUUCGCAAGCAUAAUGGUGCAGAACCUCAAUAACAACCUGAUUACUGCUCCACAGCUAGCAGACGUUCGAAAAAGAUUACGAAACCUUGAAACAAAGGACGGUCAAACGCUAUUCGUGGCAUUGUUUCGAUCGUGGUGCUAUAAUGCUGUCGCUACCUUCUCGCUUUGCUUGCUCGCCCAAGCCUACGAGCAAGCUUAUAACUUGCUACAGAUCUUCGGCGAAUUGGACAUGACAGUCAACAUGCUCAUUCAAGUAGACAAACUCGUACAGCUUAUCGAGUCACCCGUCUUUACUUCCCGUCCAGACUUACGACUACAACUACUGGAACCUGAGAAGUACCCAUACUUAUACAAGUGCAUGUAUGGUAUCCUCAUGCUUCUACCGCAGUCCUCGGCAUUUGCCGCGCUGAAGAACAGACUCAAUAGCGUCAGCUCUAUAGGCUAUCUACAUGCGGCACCUCGAACGGCUCCUCCAGCUACAAGCAGCUCCAAUUUUGACAGACCCAAUCGACUCAAGAGCAGGGAAGAUGGGAACAUACGAUGGGUUGAGCUACUGGAAAAGUUCCGAAGUGUGCAGGAACGAGCUAGACGCGCGCAGCGUCAGAACAACAUGGAUGGUGACGAAAUACCACCAAUUGGGGUCAGUGAACUCCGCAUUGGCGAUGGAGCGGUAGACGUCAAAGGCAAGGAGACACGGGGUGUCGGCUUGCAAACGAUUCCCCAGAAAGAGCCAGCACCCGCUCCUCCAGUGCCGGCCAAAAGAAUUGGUUUGGGUAGGCAGUUUGGAAGGUUGGGUGGCGCCGUGGCAGGUAAAGGGCGGCGAAACCCAUAG